GAUGAUCUGUCGCCACAUGAAGAUGAGCACUUCGACUUCAGUGUCACGCCGAAAAAAGUUCCCUUGCAGGUAAGGGUUUCCAAAAAUUAUCGUAGCGAGGUAUUUUUUUAAUUGUAUCAGUGCACACCGUAUGUGAUUGAAAUGCUUAUGCAGGUGGCUUUAUGUCAUAUGCAUGUUAUAAUGUUAUAAUUGUAUUGGAAUUUUUGUAUGGAAAUCACCCAUGAUGAGUAUAUCCUACUGCGAAAUCCUAUAAUCAUAGAAAUGAAAAAAGGAAACAAGUAGUUUAAGUUACUUAAUAGUUCUUGAGCUUUUAAGGAAAUUCUGGCUGUAUCUGAAUGGAUUAACUCGUCUAGCUGUACAUGGUAUGGUGAUCCUCCUGAUCGCUUUAGUGUUCGUAAUGCCAUCGAUUUCUGUUUUUCAGGGUGCUGAGUUUUGUCGUUUUUCAUCUACUCGAGCGUUACCUGGGAAUGUGCAGUCUGCAGUUGCUGUCUUCGAAUCGAAUCUAGGCACUGUUGAAGUUGGGAGGUGUGGCGAAAAAUUCCUUGAUGGAGAGAGAAUUCCACGUAUGUUGAUUCUUACUGCUUAUACAGUAGUUGGUUGGAAAUCGGGGGAAGGGGGGAAAUAUUUUGUCGAAUUGCGUAGUCUGAUCGUCCGGGUGGGCAUAGGACCAAAUAUUCCCCAAGAGCAAAUUAAAUUCUGAACUUCUGAAUGUGUCUGCCUGGCUGCGAGCUAUAGUCUUUGGGCCCCCGCAAAAACGUUUACCUCAAUUAAAUUCACUUAAUGUAGAUAAUCAUGUUGUAGAGCUAGCACAUAUAACAAAACUUGUAGCAGGUCAUAUAUAUCAACACAACUUAGAAAACACGCAAAUAUCGUGUUUGUAAAAGAUAAUUGCCCUUUCUUACUCGGUUGCUAUAUGUAGCUAGCUAUUAUUAGCGUUAAAAUUCUCUCCGCUCGUUAUAUUACGUAGUAAUAAUAUAUCACGUACUGUAGUCUAAUCUGGGCCUCAACCUAUGUCGCAAAUAUACGAGUAAUUUAUUUACUUCAAGAGUGUGUUGUUCGAUUAAUUUUUAAGGCCUAAUAGGGAGCCCCUAGUAAACUCAACUUUAAGAAAUUAAAGAAUUCUACACAUUUAAAGUGAUUGUUUGCUUUAGGUUAGCUCCUUCAAGUAUCCUAUCAUAAUAAUCUGUUACUAUUUUGUUUUUGCCAAAAUUUUCAACCUGCCGAUCAAAUCCACCAUCACUGAACAAGAAAACGCAGAGUUCUACGACUCUCACUAUUGCGGAACCGAUAAAAAAAAAGUUUUUUCCAAGAACAUAAAAUAUGGAACUCCAUACCGUCUUCUAUAUUUAGGAUAUACACUGUAUACUCUUUUUGGCUCUACGAGAGGUAUGCCAGCGUCAUCCGCAAUUUUGAUCAUGAUAGUAAUUGAUUUUGCUUGUUCUAUCAUCAUAGCUUCCAACAAGCCAGGAAAGGUCAAAAUAUCUUUACAAGCAGGUAAAAGAGAGCCAGGCGAAGCGGAAAUUUGGUACUACCAUAAAGGUGAAGAGGCUGUUGAACAGAUAAUUAAAGACCCGGAGUCACUGAAGUAUUUUUUUCAAAAGUAUUCUGAGAUGUUGAGUAAUCGUAACAACACAACAGCCAGUGGAGCUGACGCACAAAACUCCGGAAUUUGUGGUGAGUGGUGCAUCACUGAGUACUUCUAAUUUUCAUGAAAACUAAUUGACCCAAAUCAAGGCAGAAAUCCUAAACGGUUGAAUUUUUUUUCUUUAAUCGAGAAUUCUGCAGGGCUUGAGUCUUGAAUCAAUCUCACAAUCAAUCUUAUUAUCAACCAAUCAAUCAAUUUUUAUAGAUCAUGCAUCAUUUGAUAAAUAUAGCCCUUCAGCUGGCUGUUAUGUCGGCUGAUAAUUUCCGCGGCUGAGAUAUAUUAUACGAUAUUUGAAUAUUUGGGUUACAAAUGAAAAAUGGUCUCGAUAUGGCGUGAAAAUAUGCAUAGAUAUCUGUCCCCGGACACUACCUGUUCCAAGAUGCUAACAGUUUUCCGCGAGCGAAGCUCACUGAAAACUGUAAGCAGAAUAGGGGCUAUUUUGUUUAUUAUCCUUCAAGUAUUUUGUAACGCGCGUAAAAAAUGUUUUUUGAACAGAUUACUGUAUGCAGUGUGGAUUUUUUCUUUUGAGUGUUUUCUGGAACGACCUUAUUAAAAGAAAAGGUUUUCCUUCUUUUGUAAUAGCCACUUAACCCUCUCUCUUCUUAAAUAAAUCUGAAAAAAUGACUAUUCGUAAUGGAAGUAAGGUUUGAAGGUUUAGCUAAGUGAUAUUCGGUUAGGUGCUGCGUUUAGACCAAUCGCGCGCGAGCAAAAAUAUUUGAUGGAUCAUAAUCAUGUAUACCCUUCAAUUUUUGAAAACAUGAAACGAUAAAGCAAUCGUAUGGCAUUGUUAUACUUAAUAUUCAUCUUAAGAAAGAUUUUAUACCUCUGUGAAAACAAUUUUAACAUUUUGGUUUCACACCAGACUUUGACUUUAUUAGAAGUGUUAGCAGAAUAGUGGAUGAAAUUUGGCACUUAGCUGUUCUUGUCAGACGGUGCUCUUAGUUUGGGGAAUUCGUUCGAUGACUGUUUCUGGCCCAUGAUUGUAGAUACCCUCUUUUAUUUAGGUUCCACAGAACCUGUGCAGAUGCUAUGCGUCUUAGUUUACGCUGCAGCAGAAAUUGGUGGCCAACAAUUCAUUGAAAUGAUCUUCAACUCGUCCGCCGGAAGAGUAGUUUAUGACCGUUACAAAGACAGCUCAGCUCUUCCCGAAGCUAUUGCCCGGGAGUAUGGGCACGAGAAGACAGCUACUUUUCUUGAGGAGAUAACUAGCAGGUACUCAUUUGCACUUGACUUUGGAAUGAAGUGAUUUAAAUACGAUUAAGCUUGCAAAAAGAUUGGGGUUAUUCAGCGUGCUGAGAUACAGUCAUAAUAUACAAUAAUAUAUCCACUUUUACUUCUAACAGAGAUCCGAGGGGUUGAUAUCAGCCGUUAGACUGUUGCAGUGAGUUUUUUGUCACUCAGGUUGACAUGCGUAAGAAGUGCGUUAAUAAAAUGAUCUAACAUGGCGGCUACCUUAAGGUUAUCGGACACAUUACUUUUUCUUUUUAAUUAUAGCGUGUUUCUUUAGUUCCUAUGAAUUAAAACACAUUUUUGCUGCCUAGAUUUUCCAAAGAGGCUACUGAAGCCCAAAACUACCCCCAGACAAUCGACUGGUCUGAGCUUGUGAGAGCUGCAGAGGAAGCACAAAAGCAGCUCGGUGAGUGAACAACAUUAGUGCUGCUGAGUUAGAUUAUGUUAUUGGAUAUGUAUACAGCUCACAAGUUGUGAAAUUAUGUUCAUGCCAAAGUAACCACCGACCGUUAGGAUCGUUGAGGAGGGUGACUUAUGAGCAGUAAGGUAUAACUGAUUCCUUUUAACUUUUUACUUUGUCACCAAACAGGCCUCAGCACUGAAGAAGAGGGCAAUCAUCUUGAGAGUAAUGUUGUAAAGGACAAUGGUUAUUCAGGAGACAUCGACACCUCGUUCAACGAAUCUUGCGAGAGUGGAAGCUCCGAUUCUGAAGAUAACAUUCCUCGGGCGACUUUUAAAGGUACCCUGUGAUAAUGUUUUUUGUCUUAAAUUGAUUUUUUUUACUGAAGAUUUUCUCCUUCUUUCCAUUUUAUUGGGAAAAUUGUAUCUUUAUGUAUAUUAAAACCUCCUCACGGAACGUAAGUGUUUGAUUGUCAACAGUAGUAGUCAUGGCUGUAGUUAACGCAGCGCAUUGUACUUUUUUUCCGAAAUAGAAAUGAAUUACCUAGCAGAUAAGCUUAGCGAAAUUGCAUUGUUACAUGAAGAUCAGGAAUUUGGAACCAAGAAGGCAGCUGUGAGCCAAAGUCUGAUGUAUUUUUGUGAAACUGGAUGUUUUAACCGAGAACAAGUAAAUUCUACAGUGUCCAAGAAAGUUGUGUUACCGACCUUAGAAGGAUGGCAACUCUCCCUUUUCCAAGAUAGCUUCAUUCGAGAGGCAUCCGGCUUGAAACACCUGAGAAGUCUCAAUCGAUGUGAUACUUCUUUUUCCCUGGGCCCAGAACAGGAAAGUAUCCAACGUCAUAUAAUCACGGAGUAUGAAAAGUGGUGCCUCCUGUUUAAAUACAUGAAAGACAGCAGUUUACACAGUCGGAAGUUCGCAGCUGAAGGUGGACAAUUUGUAGAACAAGUUAAUCAGGAAACCCAAGCUGUUAUGAUGGGAGCAUCCUCUAGCUGCGUUGAAGACUUUCUUCGUAUACAAUCAAGAAGAGGUGAGGAACUGAUCGUAUUUGUAAUAAUUCAGGCUAAGUUAACUAAGGGGGAAUCAUUCCCACUAUGGAAUGAAGUACCAAGUGAUCGGCCUUCAUCUCUAGGUUGUGUGUUACAUUUGCUAAAUUCCUGAACUUUGGUUUUUAUUAUCAUUAUUAUUAUUUUUGUCUAGAACUCGUAACAACGUCAGAUAAUCUGGAGUUAGCUGUCCAAUGGAAUUCGGUUCAAGGGUCAACAAAAGAUUCUAUCUCUUCCGAUUUAUGGGUGUUGACUCGUCUGUGCCGUCCAGCGAGGAAUAUUUUGUUUGUAUGUGUAAGUGUCAAGCAAGUGUAAAUACUCGUCAUUUCAUGAAUUUUUCUCUCUUAAAAGUGAAGGAAAUUUCAGCUUUUUAAAAUUAUACUUUUUUCCAUUUGUUAGCCAUGUGUUUUAAUUCCGCACUGGAAUUUUACGCAACCGACCUAUCACACUCGACUGAUACCAAAACAGUCCUUCUCAGGACUACCCUCAAAAGGACGAUCAGACGACACGAUCAGAUGUUACCCCCGGGUUCAAACAACUUUUUUACUGUAAAAGGCUGUCUGCCAAGAGAUAAACGACCAGUGUACUGACCAUACGCUUUCUCGUGAAAAAUUGUUCAUAAGGCCCUGAUAAAUGUUCGGUUUGCUUUAAAGUCUCUUUUCUUUUCGGUUUUUAGGUUGCAGACAACAGUGAUGUUUUGCCUCAAAAAGCAUAUUUCGACGAUGACAGAUACGAAUUGUCAACCCAGCACUGGCAGUGGCAGCGAUACUGCAGCAGUUUGUUUGAUGUCCGAAGUAGGCUACAAGUAAUGCGAAAACUAUUAGGUACUUAUUGCUUCGGGUUUAGGUUUUGCCGGUGAGGUUCUGAAUUGAUGAUAAGUUUAUUGAUACGUGCAUCAAGUUCUUUGAUUUGAGUUAUUGUCCUUUUAUUGUUAGAGCAAAUGAGACCAGAAUUCGGCCCAACUCCUCUUCCUACAUACAGGGCGAAGGUACGUUCUUGGUUUUCAGUGAGAUUAACGGUUUUGGUGGCUUUGAUGUGUAUUAUUUUACAGCCAAUACUAGUUAACCGAUUUCUUAUAAUGUGCCUCGUCAAGAAACCCAAUCCCUUAAAACUGAAAGUUUUCUCCGUGAGAAACUGAAGUGUUGGUCGCAUUUGACAAGAAGCAAUCCAGGCUUGCAUUGUCGUUCUUUUUCAAUGCAAAUUGGCUCUUAGAAUAACUUGAUUGUUACUUGAAUUUUUUUUCAUUUUUGAGUUGUAAAGAGGGCGCAAGAAUCUCUCAAUCAUGUCUUGAGAUGUAAGAUAUAGAAAUCACACUGACGCGCAGUAGGCAUAUGAACGAUACGUUUUUUCUCGGCAGAUGUUGCCUCAAGUGCAAGGCAAGCACGUGUUACGCCAACCUGAAUGCUGUCCUACUUGGUUGUAUACCAUAAUGCAUCAAUGCUGGAUCUAUGCUCCAACGGAUAGGCCACAUUUUAUCGCCAUAUUUGAUGGCAUCUCACCGAGGUUAGUCAUCAUAAAUAACCUUAAGCAUCGCACUUUUGAAAUUAGGACGUGGCGUAUCUCCACGAAAUAUAGGCCGUGGGCAAACAUCUCACGUGAUUCAGUGGCGAAAGUACCACCAUUCGCUCUUAAAGUAAAUAGGUACAAUCUUCGUAGGAACAAACUCUCUUGGAAAGAUCGAAGAACACUAAUUUAUACACAUGCCUGAUGGCUUUGUUGAUCUGCUUGAAACUUUUGGCAUCAGAUAAAGGGAAAGAAAAAGCACAGCCUUUCUCGAUAAUUUUUUUUACUUCUAACCUUCUAGAAGUCAUACAACCUGUCAGAUGCUCUAAAAGAAAGUUGUCUUUUAAAAAAGAACAAACCAAACGAAACAAAACAGGAACGGGAUCUGAACUUUUUUCCACCAGUAACCAAUUAAGAGGAAUUUAAGUAACCAUUGACAGAAAACGUACGAAACUUGAAGCAAGUGAAUCGGUACAUUUAUGAGAUGUAAAACUUUGUUUAAAUUUGUGAUUAAAUGAUACAAUUUAUUUAAAGGCUCAAACGUAAUAAUUCAAAGUUAGUCAAAAAAGAUAACACUCUUUUGGAUGUUACAGCGAAAUUAAUUUUUCAUGGAUUCAACAUACCCUACCUCAUUAGGUCCUGAAGUGUGGCCCUCGCUGAACUGCGCUAAGCACUUUCCCGUCCGGGCAACCUCCACUCAAUCGAUAAGUACAAAUUAUUUUUCUUGUAGGACGUCAGGGAAGAGCUUAGUGACUCGGUUAAGUCUGUAUAACCAUGGAAAGUCUUUACCCCUGAAUAAAUGCCAGUCAAAGGAUCCUCGCCUUGUAAACGAUAAAACAAAUCCUCCAUCCUCAAGCGUCAACGUGACUGAUUACCACAGCGAAAGAAAGGAAAAGUUAUAUGAAGAACACUUACAUGGUGACGAUGAAUGUAAUGUGGUCUGCAUUGACAAGCAUAUCUUACUUCAAGAAUGGAUAAAAAAUGAGGAAGAACUUCUUCUGAUAACAGCACAUCCUCCUUCUAAAAUCUUCCACGGAGUCAGCAAAGAAAUCGGAGACGCCCAAAACGAGGUUAAUGUCGAAGCUUCAUCCACCUGUCCGCCUGGUUAUCAGCGGAUAUCACGAAAACAGAGGAUUGGUUUGCACUACGGCGAGGCUCGCAACCUUUCAACAACUAGAUGCUUACGGAAACGCUCUAAACAAAAACGAAAACGUUUGGCGGAAAGCACGUCACAAACUGCCUGCAACCUCACAAUCGACAAAAACGGCGAAAAUCCGGAUGGAGACUUAACAAAACUCCUGGAUGAAGGUUUAGCGACGAGUACGUCAUCAACUGAUUUCAACCUUACAAUCGACAAAGACGGCAAAAAUCCGGAUGCAGACUUACGGAAGAUUGAUUUGCACUACGGCGAGGCUCGCAACCUUACAGCAACUAGAUGCUUACGGAAACGCUCUAAACAAAAACGAAAACGUUUGGCGGAAAGCACGUCACAAACUGCCCUCAACCUCACAAUCGACAAAAACGGUAAAAAUCCGGAUGGAGACUCAACAAAACUCCUGGGUGAAGGUUUAGCGAAGAGUACGUCAUCAACUGAUUUCAACCUUACAAUCGAAAAAGACGGCAAAAAUCCGGAUGCAGACUUACGGAGGAUUGGUUUGCACUACGGCGAGGCUCGCAACCUUUCAGCAAUUAGAUGCUUACGGAAACGCUCUAAACAAAAACGAAAACGUUUGGCGGAAAGCACGUCACAAACUGCCCUCAACCUCACAAUCGACAAAAACGGUAAAAAUCCGGAUGGAGACUCAACAAAACUCCUGAGUGAAGGUUUAGCGAAGAGUACGUCAUCAACUGAUUUCAACCUUGCAAUCGAAAAAGACGGCAAAAAUCCGGAUGCAGACUUACGGAGAAUUGGUUUGCACUACGGCGAGGCUCGCAACUUUUCAACAACUAGAUGCUUACGGAAACGCUCUAAACAAAAACGAAAACGUUUGGCGGAAAGCACGUCACAAACUGCCCUCAACCUCACAAUCGACAAAAACGGUAAAAAUCCGGAUGGAGACUCAACAAAACUCCUGGAUGAAGGUUUAGCGAAGAGUACGUCAUCAACUGAUUUCAACCUUACAAUCGAAAAAGACGGCAAAAAUCCGGAUGCAGACUUACGGAGGAUUGGUUUGCACUACGGCGAGGCUCGCAACCUUUCAGCAACUAGAUGCUUACGGAAACGCUCUAAACAAAAACGAAAACGUUUGGCGGAAAGCACGUCACAAACUUCAACCUCACAAUCGACAAAAACGGUAAAAAUCGGAUGGAGACUCAAAAAACUCCUGGGUGAAGGUUUAGCGGUACGUCAUCAAAUUUCAACCUUACAAUCGAAAAAGACGGCAAAAAUCCGGAUGCAGACUUACGGAGGAUUGGUUUGCACUACGGCGAGGCUCGCAACCUUUCAGCAACUAGAUGCUUACGGAAACGCUCUAAACAAAAACGAAAACAUUUGGCGGAAAGCACGUCACAAACUGCCCUCAACCUCACAAUCGACAAAAACGGCGAAAUUUCGGAUGGAAACUUAACAAAACUCCUGGGUGAAGGUUUAGCGAAGAGUACGUCAUCAACUGAUUUCAACCUUACAAUCGAAAAAGACGGCAAAAAUCCUGAUGCAGACUUACGAAAAAGCCUUGGUAAAGGUUUAGCAAAGUGUGCGUCAUUAACUGAUUUCAACCUUAUAAUCGACAAAGACGGCAAAAAUCCGAAUGGAGACUUAAGAAGAAGCUUUGGUGAAGGUUUAGCAAAGAGCACGUCAUCAACUGGCUUCAACCUUACAUUUGACAAAGACAGCGGAAAUUCGGAUGGAGACUUAACAGAAAGCCUGGGUGAAGGUUUAGCGAAGAGUACGUCAUCAACUGAUUUCAACCUUACAAUCGACAAAGACGGCAAAAAUCCGGAUGCAGACUUACGGAGGAUUGGUUUGCACUACGGCGAGGCUCGCAACCUUUCAGGAACUAGAUGCUUACGGAAACGCUCUAAACAAAAACGAAAUAGUUUGGCGGAAAGCACGUCACAAACUGCCCUCAACCUCACAAUCGACAAAAACGGCGAAAUUUCGGAUGGAAACUUAACAAAACUCCUGGGUGAAGGUUUAGCGAAGAGUACGUCAUCAACUGAUUUCAACCUUACAAUCGAAAAAGACGGCAAAAAUCCUGAUGCAGACUUACGAAAAAGCCUUGGUAAAGGUUUAGCAAAGUGUGCGUCAUUAACUGAUUUCAACCUUAUAAUCGACAAAGACGGCAAAAAUCCGAAUGGAGACUUAAGAAGAAGCUUUGGUGAAGGUUUAGCAAAGAGCACGUCAUCAACUGGCUUCAACCUUACAUUUGACAAAGACAGCGGAAAUUCGGAUGGAGACUUAACAGAAAGCCUGGGUGAAGGUUUAGCGAAGAGUACGUCAUCAACUGAUCCCAAACUUUCUAUCGACAAAGACAUCGAAAAUCUUGAUGGAUUCUUAAGAAAUAUCCUGGGUGAAGGUUUAGCGAGGACUACGUCAUCAAUUUCUUUCACCUCAACAAUGAACACUAAAAACAGAUACUUGCGUGAAGAUCGUGGAAUAGACCAGGGUGAAGGUUUCGCGAAGAGUGCUUCAUCAACUGCUUUUACCCUAAUAAUUAACAGCGUCGACAUGUACCUUGGUGCAGACUGGGGAAAAAGCUUGGGUAAAGGUUUGGCUAAGACAGCGUCAUUAACUACUUUCACCCUAACAAUCAACGGCGGACCCCGAUUCCAGCUUAAAAACUGGAUACGAGGCCUGGGUGAAGGUUUGGCGGAGAGUACAUUAUUAACAGUUUUCACCUUAACAAUCAAUGGAGUCAACAAAUUCCGACGCCAAGGCUGGGGAAAAGGCCUGGGUGAAGGUUUGGCUAAGAGUACGUCAUUGACUGCUUUCAACCUAACAUUAAACAACGUCGGCAGAUACCUGGGCCGAGUCUGGGGAAAAGGCCUGGGUGAAGGCUUAGCCAAGAGUACGUCAUUAACUACUUUCACCCUAACAAUAAACAACGACGACAGAUACUUAGGCCGAGUCUGGGGAAAAGGCCUGGGUGAAGGUUUAGCCAAUAGUACGUCAUUAACUGCUUUCACCCUAACAAUAAACAACGACGGCGAACACUUGUGUGGAGACGUGGAAAAAGGCCUGCGUGAAGGUCUGGGAAAGAGUACGUCAUUAUCCAUCUGUCCGCCUGGUUGUAAGCGGAUAUAUCGAAAACAGAGGAUUGUUUUGCACGACGGCGAGGCUCGCAGUCUUUCUGCUACUAGAUGUUUAGGAAAACGCCCUGAACAAACACGAAAACGUUUGGCGGAAAGCACGUUACAAACUGCCAUCAACCUUACAAUCGACAAAGACGGCAAAAAUCCGGAUGGAGAUUUAAGAAAAAGCCUGGGUGAAGGUUUAGCAAAGAGUACGUCAUCAACCGAUUUCAACCUUUUAAUCGACAAAGACGGCGAAAAUCCGGAUGGAGACUUAAUAAGAAGCCUCGGUGAAGGUUAAGAAAAGAGUACGUCAUCAACAGAUUUCAACAUUACAAUCGAAAAAGACAGCAAAAAUCCGGAUGGAGACUUAAGAAGAAGCCUUGGUGAAGGUUUAGCAAAGAGCACGUGAUCAACUGAUUUCAACCUUACAAUCGAAAACGACGGCAAAAAUCCGAAUGGAGACUUAAGAAAAAGCCUUGGUGGAGGUUUAGAAAAGAGUACAUCAUCAACUAAUUUCAACCUUACAAUCGACAAAGACGGCGAAGAUCCGGAUGGAGACUUAAGAAAAAGCCUGGGUGAAGGUUUAGCGAGGACUACGUCAUCAAUUGCUUCCACCUCAACAAUGAACAGUAAAUACGUAUACCUGUGCGACGACUGUGGAAUAGACCUGGGUGAAGGUUUGGCUAAGAGUGCUUCAUCAGCUGCUUUUACCCUAACAAUCGACAGCGUCGACAGAUACCUUGGAAGAGGCUUGGGUGAAGGUUUGACUGAGACAACGUCAUUAACUACUUUCACCCUAACAAUCAACGGCGGACACCGAUUCCCGCUUAAAGACUGGAUAAAAGGCUUAGGUAAAGGUUUGGCUAAGACAACGUCAUUAACUUCUCUCAUUCUAACAAUCAACAGCGGAUACCGAUUCCUGCUUAAAGACUGCGGAAAAGGUCUGGGUGAAGGUUUGGCGAAAAGUACGUCAUUAACUGCUUUCACCUUAACACUUGAUGAAGGUUUGGAUGAGAGUACGUCAUCAACUGCUUUCACCCUAACAAUGAAUACCGGACACCGAUUCCUGCAUAAAGACUGGGGAAAAGGCCUGGGUGAAGGUUUGGCGGAGAGUACGUCUUUAACUGCUUUCACCCUAAAAAUGAACAGCGUCGACGGAUACCUGGGUGAAGACUGGGGAAAAGGCCUGGGUGAAGGUUUGGCUAAGAGUACGUCAUUAACUGCUUUCACCCUAACAAUCAAUAGCGGAAACGGAGACCUGGGUGAAGACUGGGGAAAAAGCCUGGGUGAAGGUUUGGCUAAGAGUACGUCAUUAACUGCUUUCACCCUAACAAUCAAUAGCGGAAACGGAGACCUGGAUGAAGACUGGGGAAAAAGCCUGGGUGAAGGUUUGGCUAAGAGUACGUCAUUAACCACUUUUCCCUAA
This is a messenger RNA of Pocillopora meandrina, 11480 nucleotides long. Lineage: Eukaryota; Metazoa; Cnidaria; Anthozoa; Scleractinia; Pocilloporidae. The record is from the annotation of a GenBank genome assembly.